UAUUGCCUCUCUCUCACACUACUCCAACUGGUGACACAGGAAGAGAGAAUGAUUAAGCUAGCGUUUUUCCCCAUAAACAUUCCAUUAAAAUACUGACUCAGUAAACCUCCAAAUUCCAAAUCCAACACACAUAGAUCACAAAACCAAAGACCCUUUGAAAAAUCCCGAAAGAAAACCCACAAAACGACCAAAAAUUUUCAAACUCACCUUACCCCAUCAACGAUUUCAAUAUUAGCUGUUAAUAGGAUUUUUUUAUACACUAAAGGAUUCACUCUCACGGUGGUAUUUUUCGUGAAAGGGGAGGAUGGACGGUUACUGCAAGUUACGAAUCUUCAACUCCUUCCCAGCCUAGCAGAGAGCAGCGUGCGGGCGUCUCUGUUUCUUUUCCUUCGUUCUUUCCAGAUGGCUAAGCGCGUGCACGAAGUUUGGAAAGGAAGCAAUAAAUUUUUUCUUGGCGGGAGGUUGAUUUUUGGCCCUGAUGCUAGGUCACUGCUUGUCACCUUAAUGCUAAUCAUCGUCCCAGUCAUUAUCUUUUGUGUUUUCGUUGUAAGGCAUCUUCGCCAUGAGUUUUCACCAUAUAAUGCAGGAUAUACAAUUCUGGUUAUCACAAUCAUCUUCACUAUUUAUGUAUUGGCACUUCUUCUUCUUACAUCAUCUCGGGAUCCUGGUAUUGUUCCCCGUAAUUCACAUCCACCUGAAGAAGAGUUUCGAUAUGACACUUCAGCAUCGAUGGAGGUUGGUGGAAGACAAACACCAAGCCUCCAAUUCCCUCGAACGAAAGAAGUAAUGGUUAAUGGGAUCCCUGUCAGAGUUAAAUACUGUGAUACCUGCAUGCUGUAUCGCCCUCCUCGUUGCUCGCACUGCUCCAUUUGUAACAACUGUGUGGAGCAUUUUGAUCACCACUGCCCUUGGGUGGGUCAAUGUAUAGGAUUGCGGAACUACCGUUAUUUCUUUUGUUUUGUUGCUUCCGCUACACUUCUUUGCAUCUACGUAUUUGCCAUAUCUGCUUUUUACAUCAAGAUUCAGAUGGACGACCAUCAGAGCACAGUCUGGAAGGCAAUGAAAGAAUCUCCUGUAUCUGUGAUUUUAAUGGCAUAUUGUUUUAUUUCCCUGUGGUUUGUUGGUGGACUAACUGGCUUUCACUUGUAUCUGAUAAGCACAAAUCAGACGACCUAUGAGAAUUUCCGAUAUAGAGCUGAUAACCGAAUCAAUGUUUAUGAUCGUGGUUGUUUAAAUAACUUUCUUGAAGUGUUCUGUACGAAGGUGAAACCUUCGAAGAACAACUUCCGAGCCUUUGUACAAGAGGAGGCCCAAAGAUCAACUUUCCCCGCCACCCGGGAAGCUGAAGAUACAGAUGACCGUCGCAUGAAGGUAGAAGAUGAUAUGGACAUAGGUGGAGAUCUUUUAAAGAUCUCCCAGCGUCAUAAUAUUGAAGACAUAGAAGCAGGUAUUCGCGGCAGAGGGAGUGAUGUGCCGCAUCAUAAUUCCUCGGAAGUUGAUUCUGCUCUUGGUUCUGAUAGACGAGGCCCCAGUGUGCAACCUGACACUUUGCACUCCAGUUGGGGGAGAAGUAGUGGUGGCUGGGAAAUCGCAACCGAGGUCGUUGGCACAAAUUCAAAUGUCACGGAAAUUAAAAGUUCUUCUAUUCCUAAAGAAGCGUGCCAAUGAGCACAGAAGGACCGGUGGGGGGGCAUAUAUCGAUCGAUCGGUGACAUGUACAUUAGUUGGAAGGAGCUGUCCACUUGGAUAACACUACUGAUGCUUUCUGAUUUUCGGGAGGAAAGAUGCCAUCUGUGUGGUAAUCUAUGCAAAAUCUCUAUCUCUAUCUCUUCUCUUGGAAGGAUCGGAUCAGUCGAUCAAUCCCUUCUUCCCCACCCACGGACGGAAAGUGAAUUUGAUUUUGUUAGCUAAAUUUUGCUUUUAUCAUGUCAUCUUUCUUGAAUGGCUGGGUCGAAUCUAUUUUUGACAAAAACGGUGAAUAGAAAUGUCUUUACAAUUAUGUGGGAAGACUGGGAAAGUGCCUUGUCAGUUUUUUCCCCUCCUCUAACCUUAAUCUGGUAGUCCAUUGAUGUGUAAUGGUGUGCUUUUUCUACUGGCUUCAUUCUGUGUAAUUAACUUCCUUCUCAUUGAUUUCAGUUUUCUGGCGUGAUUGUUAUUUA
Messenger RNA from Olea europaea var. sylvestris, 2159 nucleotides. RefSeq names its product protein S-acyltransferase 8-like. Bases 403 to 1668 code for a protein of 421 amino acids. Gene Ontology annotation, cellular component: endoplasmic reticulum; Golgi apparatus. Lineage: Eukaryota; Viridiplantae; Streptophyta; Magnoliopsida; Lamiales; Oleaceae. Gene Ontology annotation, molecular function: protein-cysteine S-palmitoyltransferase activity. Gene Ontology annotation, biological process: protein targeting to membrane; peptidyl-L-cysteine S-palmitoylation. The record is from RefSeq and is a predicted model, not a curated record. The transcript is spliced from 5 exons.